GUAUUCUCUCCAGUGCUGGUGUCUGUUAUCGCACUGUGUUUUUGAGGAUGCUGCCUCGCUGACGGUCUGUUUUCAUUCAUGGAUGACACAUGGAUGUUGUGAUGCUUCGGGAUCAUCUUCCUCAUCAUCUUCUUCUUCUUCUUGAUCCAGUAUGUCUCCAGGAUCUUCUUGUUGUUGAUCCAGCAUGUCUCCAGCGGCUCCGGUUACCGAGAGCAGUGCCGCUGAAGUGCACCGCGAGCAGACGGAGGCGCCGCGGGAACCGCAGCGGCCCCUGAAGCAGUCCCUGAGCAAGUCCCUGUGUCGCGAGUCGCACUGGAAAUGUCUGCUUCUGUCUCUGCUGAUGUACUGCUGUGUGAUCGCGAUGACCUGGUGCCAAGUCACGAAAGUCACGCGUCUCAGCUUCGACAGCACUUUCAAGGUGAAGUCCAUGAUAUACCACGACAGUCCCUGCUCCAACGGCUACAUCUACAUCCCGGUGGCCUUUCUCGUCAUGCUCUACGCGGUUUACCUCGUCGAAUGUUGGCAGUGUUACUCACGCAACGAACUUCUUAAAGUGGACCUGGAGAGCGUCACCGAACGCGUGCAGCGCAUGCAACAAGCUACGCCAUGCAUCUGGUGGAAGGCUAUUAGUUAUCAUUACAUACGACGGACGAGACAAGUGACGCGCUACCGAAAUGGAGAUGCGUACACAAGCACGCAAGUUUACCAUGAACGCGUGAACACGCACGUCGCUGAAGCGGAGUUCGAUUACGGAAACUGCGGUGUGAAGGACAUUUCGAAACACCUCGCCGGUCUGGACGGCGUCCCGGUGACCAAGCUACGCUUCACAAAGUGCUUUAGCUUCGCCAACGUCGAAUCCGAGAACUCCUACCUAACGCAACGAGCUCGCUUUUUCACCGAGAACGAAGGAUUGGACGAUUACAUGGAGGCGCGUGAAGGGAUGCAUCUUAAAAAUGUCGAAUUUAAGGAGUACAUGAUUGCGUUUGCUGACCCGGAUCGUCUUCCUUGGUAUGCGUCAACAUGUAGCUUUUGGUUGGCGGCAGCGUUUACGUUAUCGUGGCCGUUGAGGGUGUUGACGGAGUAUCGUACGGCGUAUCUUCAUUAUCACGUGGAGAAGCUUUUUGGGUUUGAUUAUGUCUCAGUUACGCCGUUGGACCACGAGCGGCCAUUUUGUCGACACAUCCCACGUGUGAACACUAUCGAUAGCACAGAGCUCGAGUGGCAUAUUCGCUCAAACCAACAGCUAGUUCCUAGUUACUCUGAAGCAGUGCUAAUGGAUUUAACGCAACAGUCAAGUUGCAACACGUUUUCGGCUCGCGGGAUUGGUGCGGCGGGCGGAAAUGGAUUUGGUGGAUACCGACAAAACUGCGAGCGAUGUCAUCGCUCCAUCAGCAGCUCGUCAAUAUUCUCGCGCAGCGCGUUGAGCAUCUGCAAUAGUAGCAAUCCACGAUUAGCAUUUAGCAACAGCCGGUUCUCCCUAGGCCGUUUGUAUGGCUCGCGGCGCAGCUGUCUGUGGCGAAGUCGCAGUAGCAACCUAAAUGAUCCUGGUUGUCCAACGGAAAGCACAAGAUGUCUAGCCAAUGAAGAGAGCUCGCCUUCUCCACCAGCCUAUCAGGACGCGCUGUAUUUCCCAGUGCUGAUUAUACAUCGUAACGAGGGCUGCAUUACUCACGAUCACCAUUCACUGCAUCGCAACGGGUCCUGUGUGGAGACUUCGUUAUAG
Danio aesculapii is the source of this 1723-nucleotide messenger RNA. RefSeq names its product transmembrane protein 151Ba (gene tmem151ba). The record is from RefSeq and is a predicted model, not a curated record. NCBI's taxonomy places the organism in Eukaryota, Metazoa, Chordata, Actinopteri, Cypriniformes, Danionidae.